Tuber melanosporum (Perigord truffle) is the source of this 1895-nucleotide messenger RNA. RefSeq lists its product as uncharacterized. The record is from RefSeq and is a predicted model, not a curated record. Gene Ontology annotation, biological process: regulation of transcription by RNA polymerase II. Bases 1 to 1434 code for a protein of 477 amino acids. Gene Ontology annotation, molecular function: DNA-binding transcription factor activity, RNA polymerase II-specific; zinc ion binding. The transcript has 5 exons. NCBI's taxonomy places the organism in Eukaryota, Fungi, Ascomycota, Pezizomycetes, Pezizales, Tuberaceae.
AUGCCUGGGCCAGGUGGGUCGCGGAAAAGCCAUACCAAGUCGAGAAAAGGGUGUAAGACUUGCAAGAGGAGACAUAUUCGAUGCGAUGAAAGCUUUCCUCAAUGCCGUAACUGCACCAAGCACAACGUACGAUGCGAUUAUAUGGACACUCCCCAUGAUGUGGUGCCCCCUUUAGUGGCGGGGGAUCCGGAUCUCGGUACCUCUCCUCAAGAUCAGCUUGAACUCGAUCAGUGGGUUAGAAGUGGGGAAUACCCGUUCCCGAGUCUAGGUAUUGGGAACCAACUAUCACCCUCACGAUACACACCGACCGAUCUUCGGUUGAUACACCACAUCUCAUCUGUUGCGACACAGAUGCAGAGUGCUGAGCCAGAUAAGUAUUCAAUCUGGACGAAGCGAGUACCAAUGUUCCUAAGAAUUGCCGCGAAUAAUGACUAUGUCAUGCACUCGCUUUUGGCCUUGUCUGCUUCUCAUCUUUCCUGGCUAACAACAUGCUCGGCGACAAUGCAUCUUGCCUACCAGCAUCGGGGGCUAGCCCUGAAAGGAUUACAGGAGGCCAUCGGGGCAUUCUCCAAAGAAAACUCUGAUGCCGUGCUUGCAGCGUCAAUUCUUCUCUCAUGGCAAGCGACUGAUUGGCGGAUGUGGGCAAGUCUGAUGCAGGGAACUUCGACUGUGAUAAAUGCCAUGCAAGCAUGGAAGCAUGAUAGCGAAUUUGGUGAGUUUAUGGAGGAAAAGAGGAUAUUUUCACGAACUCCUUUUCAACCUCAGAUCGAGGAUCCGGAACGCGACAAGCAGGUUUUAGAGCACGUCUACGAAGCUUUGAAACGCCUGGAACCUUAUGUGAGCGGCAAGGUUGAUGAGACAAGAGGGUUGAGUGAUUUGAUGAACUUUAUCAAGAAUUUACAGAGUUGGGUGCCUAUUCACUCGGCCGAGGAUCAGUUUGAGUUUAUUCACCCGCUCCGCGCUUGGCUCUUUUUCCUUCCGAUAGACUUCCUCAAGCGUGUUAAGAGGGAUCCUAGUGUUAUGAUUCUUCUGGCUCACUUUUACGGUGUUGCCCUGGCUGUCGAACCCCUCUUCCCUGCUGUGGGUGCAGCAUACUUUGGGACCAUGUCGGUUGGGCCAGUUGAGGAGAUUCACCGAAAUCUGCUACGGCAGCGGGAUCGCAUGGACGCCGGCGAGCUUCGGUGGCCCAUCAGUCUUAUGGAAUUCCCCCUCAACAUGGUUCAUGAAUUCAGACAGAGGAUGGGGUGGAGGAGGGUCUGGGACGCGGAAGAUAGUGAGGGGGGUGAUAUCGAUAUGGAAGGUGGUGGUCAAAGCCCUAGGGUCUUACAUGCACCACUUUGCACCAACUUAGAUGGCUUUGAUCCCGACUUCAGCACCGCAUUCAGGCACAUCUACAUCGGGCGGGAGAGGGAGUUGGGAUGCCUGAGACUAUGAGCUGGUCAUAGUUGAGGGAAACUGUGUCUUUUUGAGGCAUGCUUCGAGAGGGGAAUGGUUUAAGGUGUUCGGUAGAGGAUAGGUGGCGAACCAGUAUAGCGUUAGAAUUUUCGGAUUUCUUUUUUGGUUUGGUGCUCCAUUGGUAUCGGAAGUUGGGAGAGCACCAUGGAUGGACGAGAUACUAGGGUUAUAUUUUUAUUGUUUUUACACUGGGAAUACUCCCGGAGUGGAGACAUUCCUCACGGCGAAAAUGGGUUUUUUUUUCUUUUACGAGAGGGGGCUAGCUUCUUUUUAGAAGUUCUUUGCUUUCCUCGGGUGCUUUUUUCUUUCCAUUUUUUAUUUCCUCCCCCCCCUCCUCUCCCCACCCCCCUACUUCUUAUUCGUCUCCUUUUUUCUCUCUCUUGGGUUUCUUGACUAAGUAUGAAUAUCCUUUUGUUUGGUUGUCCGUUAAUUGCUCAAAC